AGCCGGUGAAAGAAAUGGCAUUUUCUGUUUGGAAGUCAUGGGGUAGAAACCUUCGUACGAGCCAUCGUCGUCAAAACAGUGAAGACAGCUGCGUGCAACUCGAUCUGUCAAGAGGUCUGGAGGAAAAUGUCAAAGAAGUUUUGACCAAUCUUUGUCAACGUCACAAUGUUCCAAGCAUAAAGAAAUUGGCAUAUCUUAAUGCCAUUGUUAAGUUAAUCAGUGAAAAUGAUUCACCAGAUUAUGGAUAUUCCAUUGAUGAUGUCUUUUGCUGUCUGCGUGUGGGUCUUGUCCAAGAAGCAACACAAGUUCGUGCUGCUGCACUGCGAGCAGUACGAUACAUGCUCAAAAAAGAGCAAGAUGUUAUUGCAAUUAAUAAAUUGCAAUAUCCAUACUUUGUGGCACGUAGUAUGGAUGUUAAUGUACGAAAUGAAAUGGAAGGGUUGCAAGCUCUUAGACUGGUUAGACGAAUUCUAGUAUUAGCUCCAAAAUAUUUUAGUCCUAUUUUAGCAAGAUCUUUAAUAAGCUUGAUAAAUGGAGGAAUAGAAGAAAAGGACGGAGCAUAUAGAGCAUUCUUAGCAACUUUGUGUGAGUUAGGAGUUUUAAAUUCAAAUUUAUUAAUCAGUUGUGGAGGGAUUGGUGCCCUUGGAAGAGCUGCCAUGACUGGACAAAGCCCUCCUAUAAUUGAAUCUAUUGUAGGAGUCCUAUUAAAAUUAUUGAAUACUCCUGAAACUAGGAGUAGUGUUUCUCUUUUAUGUUUUGCAGCUCCCUACUGUGAGCUUCAUUCAUUGAGUAUAGAUGGAACAAAAGAAGAGCGAGAAAGGUUCGCAGCAAGUAAACUAGCACUGUUAAGCAUAUUGAGAUCUUAUUCUGGUGUUCUACAUUUCUGUCGACCUGACGAUAAUUCAGGAUUGAAAGCUAUAGCAGAUAUAUUGUAUGUUGAACAACUUGAAGUACGAGGUGCUGUAUUAGAAUUACUUUACGAAUUGUUGGAUCUACCCUUACCUACAUGGACGGAUGAACCCGAUGUUGCUCUUGCUGCAGUAGAUCCGAGUCGGACACGCGAUUCAUGGAAAUUGUCCGAAGGUUUUGUUGCAGUGGAGGGAAAAUAUAUUCUGCCAUCUCUAUCGUCACGCUGUCCAAAUAUUACAGAGAUACAUCUAGCAUUAUUGGUGUAUGCUUUACUGGAAUGUGGCUUACAUCAUGCCCUUGCAGAAACUAUUAUUUCUACAGACACUUUUAUUUCUGUACGUGCUGCCGUUCUCUUGGGCGCAUUACUCCAUCUUGCACAUUCUUUACUACCGUCUGAAGUGUGUGAUCUUACACCACCGUUACCGAAUUUAUUGGAACACGCGAGUACGGGAAAGCAUCAAGCCUUAGCAGCUGUAACAAUUUUGGAACGAAUGCACACUAUGAUGCGACGUAGACCAGCACCUGCUAGUUUAUUUCUUGAUAAAAUUCUACAAGCCGGUACUUGGUUGAGACCAACCUUACCAAGGCGUCAACGAACUUCUAGUAGACACUGGCUACGUCGAGAAUCAGCAACCACUCCUCUUUUGAAGGAUGCUCAAGUACUCAGUUCGAAAGACGCGCUUGCAUGGAAUUGGCCUGUGGUACGAUCCAUAUUACGUUCACGAGAUGAUACCAUGCGAAUUCUUCAUGAUUCUGAUCAUAGAUUGUUCAUGAAAAGGCUCGUACGCUACUUUAAACCGUGUUCAAAUGGAUAUAGUAGGAUAGAGUUAGCAACAAAUGCCAAUUUGGCACGAGAAGCUACGUUAGCUGGUUGUGAUUUAUUGAACUGUUUAUUGGAGCUCCAUGAACCGGAAGGUUCGAAAUUAUUGAAUGAAUUGAUCGGAGAUAUAGCUGAGCAAAUUGCUUGCUUGCGGACAGCACAAUCUGCUCACGAGUGUCUAUUUUCACCGCGGCACAUGUCCACCACUUGUUGUCAGAAAUAUUUUCUAUUUCUUGGACAAUUGAGCCAUUCAGCGAAAGGGACUGUAAUUCUGAAUGGAUUUAAUUUAUUAGAGAAAUUGCAAGACUUAGCUUUAGCUACUAAUCAUGACUGUUAUGUUAAACUUAUAGUUUCAAGUUUAGAUUAUUCUAGGGAUGGACCUAAUAGGAAAGUAAUGACUAAGAUUAUUACAGAAGCAGCAUCAGAGAGUACACGUCUAUAUGCUACACAGUUCCUACGAUUGAUACUCAGAGCCAGAAUGUCUGAUGCCUAUCGUUGGGCAAUUACACUACUAACAGCAAGGUUGUCCGAUUCCAGUAAAACUAUAGCAUUAAAUGCAUUAGAGUCAUUACACGAAGCUUGUGAAGAGCCAGAAUAUUUAGUAGCUCUGUUGCAACAAGGAGGUCAAUCUCGAGAUUGGAGUAAAUGGCUUGAAGAGUUAGGUGACAAAGGCUACCUGUUGAAAAUUCGACUUUACUCUCUUCAUCAAGGUUUCACGACCCUCUCGUCUCCCACCGAAGAAUUAGAAAAAUGGAUCAGUCCUGGUGGUUUUGCAGAGAGAUACGUCGGCUUAAUAGAAGGAGAAAUACAUGAUUCUUUAACGCGUCGUCAAAGAGAUGAAACCGGAAGUUAUCACAGAAGAACAACAAAUGUUCCUAUGACACCUCAUGAUAUUUUCAUUCUACCACACUUAGUUGGUCAACUGGCGCAACAUGAUUUAGGCAUGCAGUUAAUUGUACGCCGAAAUGUAAUACAACGUUUCGCUCGAGUCGUUCAACGGUUUAGAAUGGAAGUGGGUGAUACAGACUCAGAGUCAAAUUCAAGAUGCACCAAAACUAAUUGUUCUGUGAUCGACGAUGUUUGUGUCAUGUCCGAAGAGUCUAGUACAGAUGAAGCAGUCGAGUCAAAUAGAUUGGAAACAAUAAUGGAUUCUGAAGUUGCAGAAGCAACGGAUGAAUCUACUCCCCAAAAGAUUGACUGUUUAGCUGAUGUUCGUCGAAAAACAAGCUUAGAUGAUUCAAGGCGUACCGCGACAGAAAGAAAUUGGAGAUUGGAGACUAAAUCUCGAGAUGAGCAGGCCACCAGCUUGAAUAAAAAGAUUUUAAGAGUGAAGUCCGCGUUGUGGGUGCUUGGUCACGCAGGAACAUCAACCGCGGGUGUAGAACAGUUGAAUCAUUUAGGAACCAUAGAAUUAAUAACAUCCAUGGCACAGACAUGUCUGUAUUAUGCGGUACGAGCGACAGCUAUGUACGCUCUCAGUCUUAUUGGCACUACUCGCGCGGGCGCUGAUGCUCUGUUGUCUUUUGACUGGCCGUGUGUUAGACACAGGCGCGGAGACCAUUGGCCAGUCUUGCCUCCUACGAGCAGGUAUCCAGCGCCGAGUCCAAUUCCCAUACAACGACACCAUAGAAGUCUUAGUGAUGGUAAACCAGAGUUACCUGAACCAGUGGCUCGAAGGACCAGAAACCGAUCUGAAAGUGCAGCUACAGACCUUGAAGCCAGACGUUAUGCUCUACCAGAAAGAGGAGAAACACCAAGUCCUGUUGCCAGUAUUCAACGAUUAAGUCAACAAGACGCUGAGGGAUAUGCAAAGCUUCGUAGCUUGCAACGCCAUCGAAGACCCAGUUAUUCUCACAGUAGCUUAGAGAUGUACAGUUUAGAUGGCCGUCUUUCGUUGCAAAGUUUAUCCGAAUUUGAUUCAUCUCGCAGCUGGAUUGCGGAACACGUACACACCCCAACACCCCCACCGCCUGAAGAUAGUAACGAUAAUUUAUUUUACAUGGGUGUUGCUCUUCCAAAGAGACUUAUAACUAUAUUUCCGGAACCGCCGCAAUCAUCGAUUCUGUCUAGAUCCGACGAUAUACCAAAAUCAGACAUAGAAACGACUGAAGUAGACGAAGAGUCCUGUUCAGAGUACGAUGUAGAUGCGGAACAUUGUCGUAUAUGUUUAGUGUGUUACCACGGGAAGUGUAGCAAAAAAGAUACGGAUUCGGAAUAUGAUGUUAAAUUGCGAAGGAUAAUACUUGGACAUACACAGCGGUUAGCAAAUCCUUUAUGGUACCGACAUAGUCGGCAAACUCUACUUAGACUACGACAAAUGCAUUCGGAAAUAUUUCAGGAUACUUGUUUAUUUUCGGACGUAGCAGCCUGUUUAGGUAGCGGUACAUAUAGAAUGCCAGCACGACGAUUUCUACAGGAAUUAUUUCUAGAUUCUACAUUUGAUGCACUUUAUGUAGAACCAGUUAAUAUUCUAAAGUUAAACGACGGUAACGAGGAAAUACCGUUGCAAUCGCCCAGUUCCACGACACCUGAACCCAAGCCCCUUGUGCCUUCAGAAAAUCAAAUUAAUGGAAGACUUACGUUUCCUGAGAUUCAAGUAACGCAACUGGAUGUCGUUGCUGAAGAGGCCGGUGGUGAUUCUUGUAAAACAGAGCAUUGCAAUAAAAUGCAAGAGGUUUUGCGGAAACCGGAACGACGAAGCGACGAAACAAUAAUAGCUGAAAUUUUAAAGCCGGAAGAGAGAAUACGUCUGUCAAAGAGUUCCGAUAGAUUAUUAAAGGUAACAGGUACAAACAAUGCCAUUAGCCUUGAUUAGCAGUCACCAACUCUCAAGCAAUUGUAAAUAUUUUGUAUUAAAGUAAUAACGAAGUAUGAAA
Dufourea novaeangliae is the source of this 4605-nucleotide messenger RNA. It is a transcript of the gene rictor, whose product is annotated as rapamycin-insensitive companion of mTOR. Bases 15 to 4544 code for a protein of 1509 amino acids. The record is from RefSeq and is a predicted model, not a curated record. Gene Ontology annotation, molecular function: protein serine/threonine kinase activator activity. The transcript has 9 exons. NCBI's taxonomy places the organism in Eukaryota, Metazoa, Arthropoda, Insecta, Hymenoptera, Halictidae. Gene Ontology annotation, cellular component: TORC2 complex. Gene Ontology annotation, biological process: positive regulation of phosphatidylinositol 3-kinase/protein kinase B signal transduction; TORC2 signaling.